CACGCUGGAGAAUGGAGAACAUGGCAGGAAAAUCACACUCAGACCUUCACCUCCACCUCAACUACAACACCGCCUCUGGUUUCAGACACCAGGACUUCUUGGGUUUUCUUUAAUCUUACCUGCCAGAGGUAAGCAGCACAGAAGUCCCAUCAGGAGCUCCAAGCGAGACAUGAUGGCAAAAUCCUGAAAAGGGUUCUUCAGGUAUUCGUCCCCAUGUCUGUUUCGGCGUCAUUAUACGGCGCCUUAAAAGAGGAGCAGAAGACCAAGAAGAAACUGAAAGAUGAGGCUCCCAGGCUCCUCCUCUUGGUGUGUUCAGUGGAAGACGUGAAGGGCUGCAAGGAGCGAGGUUCCGAGGGAUGAGCUCUUCAUUCUUCUUGAGGAUUUUCCAAGUUACAUCAAGUUUUUUGUGAAGCAGCCUCGACUGGUUUUCCUGCUAACAUCAGGGAAGCAAUUUUUCCCCCACGUUCGCAGCCAUGGCAAACGUGUGUCCCUAUGGCCGCUUUACCCAUGCCGUGGUGCGGGGCAUCCCAGAAUCCUUUGGGAAGACUGCGGCGGACGGCCACGAGAAUGGGGCGGUCUCCGUGGACCUGGCCAAAGCCCAACGUCAGUUCGGCUGCCUCACGGGGGCGCUGAGGCAGAAGGUGGGCCUGCAGCUCAUCGAGAUCCCGCCCGACGCCGAGCUGCCGGAGAGCUGGAGGAUAGAGGACGUGGCGGUCAUUCAGGGAGACACAGCGCUCAUCGCCAGGCCCUUCCAGCAGCAGAGACGCAGCGAGGUGAAGGCGGUGAGGAGGGUCAUGUCGGAGCUCAACUUGACCGUGGUUGAGAUGGGGGCCGAGCAGGGUGGCUCCGCGGGGGCCACGCUGGAAGGCAGCGACGUCCUUUUCACCGGGAGGGAGUUUUUCGUCGGCAUCUCGUCCCACACCAACCACGGCGGUGCUGAGGUGCUGGCGGACACCUUCAGGGACUUUGCGGUUUCCACGGUCCCCGUGUGCGGUGGUUCCCGCCUGAAGAACAUUUGCUCCAUGGGGGGUCCAGACACCAUCGUCUUCAGCAGCACUGAGGGGGCUAAGAAGACCCUGAGAGUGAUGGAGCAGCUGACAGAUCACCGCUACGAGGUCCUCUCUGUGCCCGAGGAAUCUGCAGCCAACUGCAUCUACGUCAAAGGCCCGUCCAAGAAGGACUUCCUGCUGCACAGGCCUGUGGAGGAGUGUCCCGACAGCGUCUCUGCCUUCCAGAAGCUGCCAGAUUACAGCCUCCUGCCAACGGCGUGCAGCGAGGCGUCCAAACUCGGAGCGUCUCUGUCCUCGCUGUGCCUCCUCAUCAACAGAAAGCACACCUACUUCUAAAUCCUCAUCCAGCUCCGUUUUCACUCAUCGUUUGACACAAAUGCCGGCCGAUCGUAAAGAUUCAAGCUCGCCACUUUGUUCACAUGACCGCUGUAAAGGAUUUUACCACUAAAACUGCAGUUUAGCAUCACUAUUAGAAAUAAAGGUUGCAGUUAAAUAUUUUGUACUGGAUGCAGAAAACAUCUGCACAGAUUAAAACCACUUGAAAUGUUGGGAUCAAAUCCACUUUCGUUGGUCUCCGCUGAAAUCAUGAUCUACCCUUAAACUGAUCCUAAAACUUGACCUACUUGUAACCUCUUUGCCCCAAAGUUGUAACAGAUCUGUAAUAAAACCAAGUCAUAGGGAA
This is a messenger RNA of Oryzias latipes (Japanese medaka), 1692 nucleotides long. It is a transcript of the gene ddah2, whose product is annotated as DDAH family member 2, ADMA-independent. The record is from RefSeq and is a predicted model, not a curated record. Lineage: Eukaryota; Metazoa; Chordata; Actinopteri; Beloniformes; Adrianichthyidae.